This is a messenger RNA of Acanthopagrus latus (yellowfin seabream), 2901 nucleotides long. It is a transcript of the gene ppm1nb, whose product is annotated as protein phosphatase, Mg2+/Mn2+ dependent, 1Nb (putative). Lineage: Eukaryota; Metazoa; Chordata; Actinopteri; Spariformes; Sparidae. Bases 27 to 1319 code for a protein of 430 amino acids. Gene Ontology annotation, biological process: protein dephosphorylation. Gene Ontology annotation, molecular function: magnesium ion binding; manganese ion binding; protein serine/threonine phosphatase activity. The record is from RefSeq and is a predicted model, not a curated record. The transcript has 6 exons.
CAUCACAACCGCUGAGCAUAAGAACCAUGAGGACAGCCAGGAAGGGCACGGUGGAGAUGCCUGCGUUUAUGCGGCAGCUGGUGAAAGAGACGGAGAAGAGGGUCAGCUCUUUCUUCAAAGGGGGCCGUGGAGGAGCGGCAGAGGGGGAGCAGCCAGGGGAGGGGGAGAAGGAGGAGGUCAUCCCCAGCCCCUACCUGGACCGGCCGGUCCUGGACAAGCUGGCAGAGGAGGGUUGCGCCCGCUGGGGCCUCACCUACGCCCUGGGGAGCAUGCAGGGCUGGAGGGCCAACAUGGAGGACUUCCACAACUGUGUGCCACAGCUGGGUGGAGAGCUGGCCGACUGGAGCUUCUUCGCUGUGUUCGAUGGACACGCAGGCAGCACGGUGGCACAGUACUGCUCCCAGCAUCUUCUGGGUCACAUCCUGGCCACAGGUGGAAUCGGAGCAGAGGACGACCCUGAAAGAGUGAAAGGGGCCAUCGUCGACGGCUUCCUACAAACAGACAAACACCUGCUCACUGUGGCACGUCGAGAAGGCUGGGAGAGGGGAGGCACCACCGUGGUGGCCACUCUCAUCUCACCUUACUACAUCUACUUCGCCAACUGCGGUGACUCGAGGGCCAUGCUGUGCCGGUCCGGCCAGGUCUGCUUCUCCACCGAGGACCACAAACCCUACUGCCCCCUGGAGAAGGAGCGCAUUGAGAGCGCAGGCGGCUCCGUGACCAUCCAAAGGAUCAACGGCUCCCUGGCAGUGUCCCGUGCUCUGGGGGACUUCAGCUACAAGGGGGCUGAGAACCGGACGCCCUGCCAGCAGAUGGUGUCACCAGAGCCGGAGGUGUGCGUGGUGGAGCGCUCGCCAGCGGACGAGUUCUUGGUUCUCGCCUGCGACGGAGUGUGGGACACGAUCAGCAACGAGGAGCUGUGCGCCUUCAUCCACAACCGGCUGCGGGUGUGCACUGAUCUUAGAGACGUCUGCACUCAAGUCAUUGACCUCUGUCUCUAUAAGGGCAGCUUGGACAACAUCAGCAUCAUCCUGCUGUGCUUCCCUGGAGCCCCCCAGCUGUCCGCGGAGGCGUUGCACCAGGAGGCCGAGCUGGAGGACCUGCUGGAGUCCAAAGUAGCAGAGAUCUAUGAGGAGCUGUGUGCCAGGGGAGAGGAGCCGGACCUGCUGUCCGUCCUCACUGUCCUCGCGUCCACAGCCAUCCCCGGGUUACCACCAGGUGGAGGCAUACAGAGCAAGCGGAACUGCAUUAUUUCUGCUUACUACCAACAAAGGGAGACACACAAACCUACACUGCCAAAUGGCCUGGGAGGCUCCUGAGAAGCCCGGUCUGGAUGUUAUCUCCACGGAUCCAUGGACGGACUGUAAUUAACGUCAAUAUUAAAACUGUUUUUCUUCGUGUGUGCAAUCUGACGAAAAGGGAGAUAAUUAACAGACAGGGACGUUUGUUUACAUCAUGCCAGCAAGCAGCACCUUGUCACAACAAAUACAAUGAAAAAAAUAGAUCUAAUAGAGCCUGAUGCAUUUUAUAUUUAUACAAGAAGGACAUUUUGUAAAAACUUAACUCAGAGAUACUGAUCCAGCAACAAACCUCUGCCUCAUAUCCAGUGAACAGAAGUUACAGAUGAUUAUUACAGAUGAUAUUAUGAACAACAGCCAACUGUGAAACUGAACAUUUUCACUGGAUGAAACAGGUGACAUGAGUGUGUGUUAAGGUAUAUUUUAAAAAUGAUGUUUUAAGAAUAGAUAUAAUAUAUAUAUAUAUAUGAGUAAUAAUAGAGUAAUUAUUUAAACUUAUUUUCUGUUGGCCUUUCCUCCGUAGGAAGGAAAAAUGUGUUGACUGAAACCUUGUCAUUGUUAGCCAAAUGCUAGCAUGCAGCUAGCAUAUAUAUAUAUAUUUGUUUCAACAGGGAACUGAGCUAACAGUGCUAGUAGCUGGCAUACUGAUGGGAACGCACAAAGGUAUACUUUUCCCACGGGUUUGGAGGUGACAGGCAAAAUAAACACAGAUUUAAUAUUCAGUUUGACUAAUUAAAUCACAACACACACACUUAGUCAAGACAAAACCCAUUUCACACAUGAUUUACAUUCUUUUUGAAGAAGUGUUUUAUUUGUGUUUUAUUUUAAAGGUGCAAUAUGUAACUAAUAAAAAGACCAAAAGUGUGAAUAAAUAACAAGAGUCGACGCAAAAGACAUCUAUUGUUGUACGGCUGAGAUAGCUUAUGAGGUUAGCAUGCUAACCGGCCAACACUAACACUCCCCCCCUCCAUGCCCCGAGCUCCCAGUCCUGGCAGGGUCAGCUAAUACAGCCGCUAUCUGCUAGGUUAACUAAGCUUACUAGCCAACAGUUAAUUAGCAGCAGUUAAUGUUUGGAGCAGCAAUGUUUGGAGUUGGAGUUGUGUAUUGCACCUUUAAACAUGAAUUAAAAACAUCAAUUUAGCGGAAGUGAUGUUUAGAGACAGUUAUCUGACAAAAACAAGUGUGUGAUAGAUGAUUUUCUAGCCUGGAAAGUCUGUUGCCAUUGGACUGCGAAAAAACUGAGAUCAAAACAUCCACAACUUGGUCAAAAACCUCAAAAUCUCUAUUUACUGAAUAAGUUCUACAUGUAGACAUGUUUUGCAAAGCAGUUCUCCUCAUGUAUUAACCAUCGUUCUAAACACAUUCUUCAAUACGGUGUAUAUGAAAUGUGUUUAUUUUCCAUGAGUUGGAUAAUAUGUACUGUGCUGCCUUACUCAUAUUUUAUAUAGCUGAUAAAAACAAACAGCAUCAGAACGGGUCAGUUUCAGAACGGAUCAUUUAAUCUGCAUUGUUACAUUAUUUCGGUGAGUAAAAUUUUCUGUGUAUAGACGUUACAUGUUAGGAGUCAUGAUUGUUUUAAUCUAAAUAAAGAAUAUCUGACUGA